Molecule: messenger RNA, 2273 nt
Organism: Dermacentor andersoni
Lineage: Eukaryota; Metazoa; Arthropoda; Arachnida; Ixodida; Ixodidae
Product: chymotrypsinogen A-like
Biological process (GO): proteolysis
Molecular function (GO): serine-type endopeptidase activity
Source: RefSeq, a predicted model, not a curated record
CAGUGCCGAAUUGCCAUUGUCAACGCGUACAAUAGGAUCGAUUGAAAGACGUGCACACAAAGGCCACACGUUUCUUACACGCCAAACGGCAUUCUCCGCCAACGCCCGGGACCCAAAGCUCAGGAAGUAUACAGUGUGUCACGCGAGGAACGUCCGCCGGCUAAUAGCACGUUCAUUCUGCAGCACGACCAAUUGAGAAUAUCGUUGGCGAGCAGUUCCACUUAAGCGUGAAGUGCAACUGCAGAUGCCUGACACGCAGGAUCCAGAAGGGCAGGUAAACUUUUUAGUUUUUUUACUGAAGGCGCACGUCCGCGAAACUGAAUGGAAUGCUUUAGAAGUAAAGGCGGGCAAUCGAGGAACAUUCAUGGCAGCAAGUUCUUGGUGCGAAACUUUCAAGCUUCAUAAAUUUAUGAGACGUUGACAGUCUGCUUUCUACGUCUGCAUUUUAGGUUCGCCUUACUGGUUUACAGGCUGUAGUUACGACCGAUAAGAAGCAUUGAAAACUGCAUGUUCUGCCGAUGUGUGGUUCUCUUGGGAUGCAUCACGAUUUCGUGAUCUCGACAAGAGGGAAACGUGGAAGGCAUGGCUUCCUUACCUUGCGACUACGUACCAUGGUAUACGCAACAUUAUCUCACAAAGGUUGCUCUCGUGAUUUUUGUCACGGCGCUUCCUGUAACUGCUAACAAAAUGGACACCAAAUUGAACCAAGCCGGUUGUGGCGAAUUGGGGUCAAAAGGAAGGAUAUACAACGGCAAGCCAACCUCCAAGGAGAACAUGCCGUGGAUAGUUCAACUUCGUAUCAUUUAUGAUCUUUCGUCGGGUCGUGAAUUCUCAUGUGGCGGGAGCAUCAUUACAAGGAACCUUAUUCUGACUGCGGCGCACUGCUUGUUUAAUGGCGCCUUUCCGCUAAAGGUCGUGGUGUUGUACAGUUCCAACCUGUAUGACGAGGGUAAAUCACUUCCAGUUGAAAAGAUGAUGCUGCACCGAAAAUUCGUAAACAAGUUUGAGAUCCGCCAUGACGUCGCACUUCUUCAACUGGCAGGGGACCUGGUAUUCGGCAGACAGGUUAAACCAGUAUGCCUGCCUACAGCGAAAAUGGACAUUGCAGGAAAGACUCUUGUAGUUGCCGGCUGGGGAGCAACAGAAUCUGCGAACAGUAGCAAAAUUCUUCGGCACGCAGAAGUUGUUGCUCGCACAAAUGAUGAGUGCCAAGCAUUAUUACGAAGAGUAAAACAUCCCUUCAUGCGACGCACCCUGCAUCCUGGUCCCGCAAUUUGUGCUUCCGGCGAGAACAAGGACAUUUGUCGGGGGGAUUCAGGCGGACCGUUAACGCUCACGAACGACGAUGGAAGAACACUGCAAGUCGGAGUUGUUUCGACUAGUUUGGGGUGCCCAUCCAACAUAGCGGGAUUGUACGCGAGUGUUUUCAGCCACAUCAAGUGGAUUCAAAGAGCCCUGAACCGCCCCAGAAAGUGGAGAAAGCUCGUGUAUACCCGGAACGAAGUGAACCUCGACUAGGCAAAAUGUGGAUCUUCCAUUGUAACAUUUUUGAAAAGUCUACUUGGAAUUGUCGGCUAAUUGGGCAGUUAUGUGUAUAAGAACAGCGCUAAGACGCCGAUAAUAUAACCCCGUUCACCCUCCCUACUCCUUGAAAAAAAAAAAAAAAAGAGGCGAUGCUGAAGCCCAGUUUAUUAAAAAAGCUGUUUAUUCCACGCAAUACAAGAGCUCGCGGCGCCAAGUGGUGUAGUUUUUUACUGUUCUAAUUUAGGAAACGGCAGCAGACCCGCUAGGAGGCUGCAUUGGAGAGCUAUGGGCGAUCUCGGAGUGGAUGGAGUUCAACAACGAUAAUUGAAAUAUCAAGCUUCACAAAGUGGUUGCUUGGGCGAGUUGUAAUAUUUCAGUCAUGACGUCGAUCUGCGCGCUUCGUAAAACAAGUGACAAGAAACAAAAGAGGUAACCCGGAUGCAGCGCUGUCGUCCAGCAAAUUUUUUUAUUAGACAACCGUAGGCUUAUAUGCGGGCAAAUGAGAACAGGAAACAAAGGACAAAAAAACCAACAAGGCUUUUAAAAUGUGACACGCGCUAAGAAACACGCGGGGGAUGGAAUUCACGAAUCAUGACGUCACUGGGACAGGGUGCUAACGCUCGCCCAGGUACACCUUGCCUGAUACGGAAGUUAGCGCGUUCAAACGUUUCCAAACAAGGUGCACUGCGUCGUUCACGUGGUAUAUCGUCGCUUGCGCCGCAUCUGUCGCUGCCUUGUCCCCGGCGUUC